CUACAGUUAGCGUAUCAGUGCAAUGGUUUAGAGGUGAAAUAUGGACGUCGGUAAGGACGCUGCGGUUGCUAAGACGAAAGGCACGGAAGGAAAAGUCGUGGACAUAUAUCGCGAUACCCCUGUGAGACUUCUUGGCUAUGCAAAUGAAGUUGGAGAAUCUUUUCGUGCCAUAGUUCAUGUGAAUGUUGUACGAGCUAGCUAUGUUGUAUCCUUUGGUUAUGUAUUGGCUGACACUGCUGAUAAAGUAAAGAAAACAGAUAAGCUUUUGGAGAAAGUUGAUUCAUCUAGGAAAAGGAAAUUAAUAACUUCAGCUAUUGAUACGCUAAUAUGGCAGACUCUAGCAUCAGUAGCAAUACCAGGCUUUACAGUCAAUCGAAUUUGUGCUGCUUCAUUAUAUUUAUUAACAAAGCACAGCAAAUUGCCUUCAACUACAAGAAAGUGGACAACUGUUGGAAUUGGCUUAGGAUGUAUUCCAUUCAUAGUCAAGCCAAUUGAUCAUUUAGUUGAUAGACUUAUGAAUAAUUCUCUCAGAAAAUGGGUUUGAUAGUGUAUGUUUAAUUUUUUUAACAAAGUAUAAUUUGAAGCUUAUGUAGAAAUGUAAUUAAUAUAUUUUUGCAUUUUGUUAUAGUGUUCUAUCUCUCUUGUUCUUUUUUUUUUUUUUUUUUUUUUAAAUUCUGUAGAAUUAUGUAUGAAAAUCUUAUUUGGAUCUCAAGCUUUUAUUAGGAUUUUUAAGUUAUUUGAAAGCUUCUGCUAUUUUGGAAAAAUGCUCAUAAAUAGUUUGUAAAUAUUUUUGUCAGUUUUAUAUUUAUGAAAACUGAAUUAGUUUUUUUAUUUGCUAAUAUGUUUCUCAUGUGAACUUUUUUGCCUUAAAAUACGUUGCAACGAUGAUAACAGAAUGUGUUUAUAUUAUUUGAAAUUUACAUAGAGGAACCAAAUCUCUCUCUCUCCCCCCUCCAAAUUUAUCUAAUUUGGUGCAUUAGAAUCUGUAUUAAUUCUUUUUGUUUACAAAGUCAUAAAUCUCCUCAGAAAUUGAAUUCUGUUCAAUUGCUAAUAUGAAAAAUAAUUACCGAAACAGUGAUUUAUAUUUUGUAUGAGUGAAAUUUAAACUCAUCAUGAUAUGUUUCAUAUAGCUAUCUUGUACUGAGAAUAGUAAGUUACCAGUAUCCGAAACAACAGGAUGUUGCAGUAGCAUCCACUGUGUGAUACUGGGUAGAAACCUACUGCUGCUUAGAACUCAACAUUUCAUUAAGAAUUGCAUAAAAUAAAUAUUCAUUUAUUAAUGUUUGAAGAUGUAGUAGAGCUAUAUAUGUGCACAAAAAAUGGUAAUUAAAUGCUUUUUAAUUUAUUAUUUCUGGAAGGUUUACAGUUCUUGAAAGAGAAUAAUAUUUUUAUGAAGUUUUCAAUGCAGAUCUCUUUGAAAUGUAUUUUUUGUCUAUUGCAGUUUCCACCAUUUAUAGUAUUGUCAUUUUUAAAAGCAUCUUUAAUAUAUUGAUAAUAGCUUUAUUAUAUUUAACAGAAUAUCAACGAUUUUUUUGUAUUAAUAACUGUUUAGGAUUGUCAGUGUUUGACUUUUACAUGUGACCAGUUACUUACUGUGAAGUCGGUUAAAAAUACAUGCUUAUUUAAAUAUGUAAUUCAGUUUCACAUGGCUUUUUUCAUGAAAUCUGUGAACUUAAAAUAACAAGUAAAACAUGAAAUGAAAGGAAAUCUGAUUAAUGGGUGUCUUUGGAUACAUGUAUAAUUCAAAGCCUAAUAAUUAAAUUCUUGUUGUACUCACUGGAUUCAAGAUCUGAUUACCACUCAAACUCAUAUCUAGGAUACCAGAUUUUAAGGAACCUUAAAAUCAUGUAAGUUUUCAUAAUUCUGGUUCAAAGUUUGACAUUGAGAGUCCUUGAAAGAAUUAUAUGCCUAGGAUUGCAAACAUUCUUAAUCAGAUCCUCCUGGCUGUACAAUUUUCUUUGAUUUUUAUCUUCACAAUUUGCAAUUGUAAAGAUAAAAUCAGGAAUGUUAGCAGCCCAAACCAUCUUCAGUAGAAUCCUGAAGGAAACAUAUGGCUUAUGCUACAGUAACCUAAUAGGCUAAGAUUUUGAAUAUGAAAUCAUGUCUAUUUUAAAUAAUUCAUUUCAAGUUUAAGAUCAUUUUUAAGAAAACACAAUAUUUUUAUUCAAAAAUUUUAGAAGUUAAAAAACUUGUGUAUUUCCAUUUUCACUCAAUAUGUACCUAAUUUUUCUGAAUAGGUGAAAAUUUAUAUUGUAUACUGUUAAUAUGUUGUAUAGGUGAGUAAGAAAUUAUUCAAAUCUGAAAUUAGUUCAAUCAUUUUCAGUAAUCUUAUAUUUCAUAAUAAAUAUAUUAUUUGAAUGCAAAUUUUGUGCCAAAUGUUGAGCAGAAAAAUGUUAGGCUGGAGCAUUAAGCAUAAAUGGGUUAAGCAUCUUUUAAAAUAUUCUUUGAUUAAUGGCAUUUUUUAAAGAUGAAUGAAAUUUUUCUCCAUUAAAGCAAAUAUAAAUUAUUCUUUAAAACUGGCUUUAAAUUAAGUUGGAGUAUGACUUCAUUCUUUUGCAUUCUAAAAACUGUGACACAUUUGUUAUUAACUAUGAGUGUUCAAUUUAUAUGUAGGAAAGUAUGUUGCUAAAUCUUAAACAAUUACAGAGCAAAGAAUUAUAUAAUGUAUAUGUAAUACAAAAUACAAUAUGUAUGAAUGAACCACUGCAUAAUACUUCAGGCAUUUGCAAAUUAGCUGAGUUCAUGAAAUGAUUUGUCUUCCUAUAUGUACUUGUCUUUUUACUAACAAAAGCACUUUUUAUGUAAAGGCACAAUUUUGUAUUUUCUUCUCAAGUAUGAAUAAUUCUAUAUAACUAUUAUCAUAUUUGUGGUAUCUAUUUUAAUAUUUCUGUAUUUUUUAUAUAAUGAAUGUGCAAUUCAAUUUAUCAUAAAAUAUAAUAAAAUGCAAUACAAUAGAUUACAUAUACUUGCUAAAUGAAUGAAUGAUACAUUAACACUUCCUUUUGUCUGAGUCCAAAAGAAUAGUAUAUUUGAACAUUUCCAUUCUAAUGAUUAAAUAAAUCAUUCUUCUUAUUUAUCAACUGUAAACUUCCUUUUUAGAUUUAAAAUAUGUGAAUGGUCAGAACUUCUGCUGAGAAGCAUAUUGUAUCAUACAUUCAUAUACUCUAAUAGUUUUUUAGGUUUAACUUUUUUGUGAAAUUAGAUUUAGUAAAUUCUUUUUACUGUUAAUUUUAAAACUAUAAAAACCUUGCAGAUAAUAUUCUUCCUCUAUAUCUUUUAUUUUCAUUACACAGUCCCUGGAAGGGAGUCUGUGCUAUUGGGCAAGGUAUUUUGUAUAAUCAUCUCUUUUUAUUGCUGAUAGUGAUGUAUUUUGAAAAUAGCUUUUUCUUUUUAAAAUUUGAUAUGAUGACUGGGAACAUUACUAAUCAGACAUUGCUUAUUAAAUUUCUUGUUAUUUAUGUUCCUUAUUUGCAUUCUAAUUUUCUUUUAAUUUUCUGGUUGUUACAGCAGGCAUGCUUAAGAUAUUUUAUUAGAAAGGAAAGUGGAAUAUAUAGCUUUUCUUUCAAAAGAAAAAUUUCAGUCUGGUUUUUUUGCAUAUAUUAAAUGCUUAGAAGAUAUUUGGAGUACACUUAACUUUUAUUAUGACAGAAUAUUUUGACCAAAAAUUAUCUGCAAUUAUCUAGAUGUGUAUAUAUGGUCACUUUACUUAACCUGUUCCGCCAAACUAAGUUAAUGGCACUACAGGCUUAGGAAGUUAUCCUAGUCAUUGAUAGCAAUCUGACGGUUAAGCCACCUUUCUAUAUUUUAAAUUAAUUAGUUUCUUUGAUAUAAUUAUUUUCAUUCACAUGCUUCAUUAUCUCUAAGAUGCCCUUGUUACAGUAAUAGUCCGUGAACAGU
Stegodyphus dumicola is the source of this 3897-nucleotide messenger RNA. RefSeq names its product mitochondrial fission process protein 1. NCBI's taxonomy places the organism in Eukaryota, Metazoa, Arthropoda, Arachnida, Araneae, Eresidae. Gene Ontology annotation, cellular component: mitochondrion. Gene Ontology annotation, biological process: mitochondrial fission. The record is from RefSeq and is a predicted model, not a curated record.